AGGUAGGUUCGUUGAUAAAAGCUUUAUUCCUAAAUUUUGCUAACCGAUAAGCAUAGCUGGGGCAUUACCUAAGGGUCUAGAGUCUGGCAGCGCCUUUCUUUGCCUGGUUUGAUACUAUUUUAUUUUAUUUUAAAGAUGAUCAUCAUGUGUGCUAAUCAUCAUUACAAAAAAAAUAAAACUGCUUUCAGAAAAUCCAUGUAAAAAAACCCGUUGUUGAGGUAACAUUACGAAACUACACGCUCUAAAAGACAAAACCUAUAAAAAAAACUUUAUUUGGUACACAAAAGUGUUGAAUAAUAUUAUCAUUUCACGUUAGUUUAAAAAAUUGAAAAAAGGGAAAUUUUACCUACUAGCUCCGAUUAGUGUCGAACAAUGCUCGAUUGUAUUCGUCAAGGUUGCAUUAUCUUAUGUAAUGCUUUAUCUCUCACUAUAAUAUGCACACUCGGUCUAGUAUCAGCAACAACGCGAACACUCUGCUCAGUAUUAUUUUUGAUUUCAGACGGAAAGAGCAACGCCGUGUGUGAUCCAUAAUGAGUGAAGCAAGUUGGAAAACUGCCGAGUUCUUUAAGGACGCAAUAGUACGCGAUCUUUCCCUGGAGUGUACUGAUUCGUUUACAAUCACAUCAUUUGAAGUUGGCAAGGCGAAUGAAAAAACGGCAGGCUAUAUGUCCAACAUCUACCGGGUGUUAAUCGAGCUAAAGUUUGACAAAGGAACUGCGAAGCCGACAUCGCUGUCAUACAUUGUGAAGGAAAAAACAGACACAGCAUUCGGAAGUGGUCUGGUUGAAUUGCUGUCCGUUUUUCCCAAAGAGAGUGAAGUGUACGAGAAGCUAUUGCCCGCCCUUGAGCGUCUCGUGCAGCACGAAGAAGAAACGGUACGAUUUGGACCAAAAGUAUUGAAAACAACUACCAACCCUGACACGGUUAUUGUGCUGGAGGAUCUUUCGCGCAGUCAGUUUCGGAUGCGGGAGAAAAGUUUCGGUCUUUCUGUAACAGAUGUUAAAAGGAUACUUGAGAAAUUGGCCAAAUUUCAUGCCGCAUCGGUGCUGUAUGUGGAUAAAAAUGGAGCGUUUUCGGAUCUCUUUGCCGAGGGUGUAAUUUCGGAACGAACAAUUGACGCACUGUGCGGACACUACGAGUCGUUAUAUAGUGCCUUUGUACAAAGUUUGCGUGAUCGUAACAUGCCUGCCGAAUAUUUGCAGCCACUGAUCAAAUUUGAUGGACAAUUGCUGCGUGAAUGCUGUAAGGCACAGCAGGUGCAUCAUUCGGAGCUGAAAGUCUUAAACCAUGGCGAUCUGUGGCCCAACAAUGUUAUGUUCGGGACGGAUGAUCUACGGUUUUUGGAUUUUCAAACUGCAUCGUAUGGGUCGCCUGUAGUGGAUUUGUUGUUCUUGUUUGCCACAUCCGCUACGGAACUGAUGUGUGAUUCGUUGGAGGAGCUGUUGCAAUACUACCAUGAACAUUUGAUAAAAACAUUACAACAUAUGCAGUACUGUAAAUCGAUUCCAACGUACACGGAGUUGCUUGAUCAGAUGAGGCGUCGCAGUGUACUAUUGCUGCCGCCACUAUCGGAAGCAGUAGCAAUUACGAUGACUGGUUUGACGGAGCCAUCGGAUAUGGAAAUGAUAACAUCCGAGCAACCGGAAGGCGUUGCGCUACGGAAACUUGUGUACAACAAUCCGGCAUACGUCGCACUGAUUGAUCGGCUGCUUCCCAGGCUUUAUGAAUUACGGUUGUUGAAGUGAGCUACAAUUUCCUUUACACUUUUAGUAUUUGGAGGACGAAGGCGCGAGACCGUGAGCGGUUUCGGACACUCCUGAGGCAGGCCAAGACCGCAAAGCGGUUGUAGCGCCGGAUAAGAAGAAAUUGCACGAAGUAAAUACUCUGAGGAAGAAUACAUAUUAAGAUUAGGAUUUAAGUUAAUUUGAAGAGGCAAAUCAAACCAAUAGGCCCAAAAUCUUGAUGAAAGUCAACAACAACUAUCAUCGCCGUAAUAAGUCACAUACGUAGUGUUUGGUUUUGUUUAGUGUGUUUUUUUUUAUUAUUUUUUCUGUUUUUUGUUUCACUGAAUGGUUUUUGCUCUUUUUUCCUCUUUACAGACAAAAGAAAAAAAAGGUAAACGAUAACAUUUCAAUCGCCACGCCACUUCCGCGUGAAACUGCCGUCCACUGCAAUGCUCACUAACAAAUCGCUUCAUUUGCACCAUCACCACCGCCCAAAAGGUGCAUCACCCUAUAACGUGUAACAUGAUCUCGUGAUGCGCUACAGUGAUGCAGGGUUUUGACAUCUGCUUUUACCAUCCUAAUUGCAAUAAUCAUUUGCAAUUGCAAUAAUCAUCACCACAUAUGCAUGUGCCUUUCCUAGGUUCGAUUUUUCUUUGCGGACGCCGCUUAACGCAGAAGAAGACUGCGGGCGAUUGUACUUGUAGAUGGAAAACAAAUAAAAACAAAAAAAGAUUUAACAAUGUAUAAGCUUUUUCUCACGGUUUGUUGUAGGUUCUUUCUGUCGCGUUUUUUUUUUUUUGUUUUUUAUUU
This is a messenger RNA of Anopheles coluzzii, 2534 nucleotides long. RefSeq lists its product as uncharacterized. Lineage: Eukaryota; Metazoa; Arthropoda; Insecta; Diptera; Culicidae. Bases 531 to 1745 code for a protein of 404 amino acids. The record is from RefSeq and is a predicted model, not a curated record. The transcript is spliced from 4 exons.